This is a messenger RNA of Bactrocera tryoni, 1299 nucleotides long. RefSeq lists its product as uncharacterized. NCBI's taxonomy places the organism in Eukaryota, Metazoa, Arthropoda, Insecta, Diptera, Tephritidae. The transcript has a single exon. The record is from RefSeq and is a predicted model, not a curated record. The coding region runs from base 1 to 1299 and encodes 432 amino acids.
AUGUUCCGGCAAAUCAACGUGCACCCAGACGACUGGGACUUGCAACGCAUUCUUUGGUUCAAUAAUAAUAAAGAGAUUAUGCCAUAUCAUCUCACCACAGUCACUUACGGCACGAGAUCAGCACCGUUCCUUGCCGUCCGAGUCCUUCAACAACUCCUGGAGGACGAAGGAAAAAAUUAUCCACUCGCAGUACCUGCACUCAAGUACGGCAGAUAUGUCAACGAUAUUUUCGGCAGAGCUGAUAACACUUCUGAGCUAAAAGCAAUCGCCAAUCAAUUAAAACAAAUCUGCACGGCGGGCGGUUUCCCACUAGCCAAGUGGCAAUCAAACAGCGAAGAAGUACUCAAUUUCAUUUCACCAGGUGGAGCAUGUGAUGAACCGCACCAGCUUGGAGACUGCGCGAGCAAACUGCUAGGAUUGUACUGGCACGCAAAGUCGGACAAUUUUAGAUUCAUCAUGAAAAGCCACUCGGACAAUCAAAACAAGUCCUCCAAACGAACAAUCUUAUCUGAGGUGGCUCAGAUCUUCGAUCUACUGGGAUUUUUAUCACCGCUCACAAUCAAGGCAAAGAUGCUGCUGCAGGAAUUGUGGUUGCAAAAAAUCGGUUCGGAUCACCAGGUCCCGUCGAAAGUAUUGCAAUCAUGGCAAUCACUGCAACUCGAACUUCAACAAAUCGACACACUCAACAUUCCACGCUGGAUUAACACUUCAAAGGCCACGAAUUGUGAAUUCCACGGGUUUUGCGACGCAUCUCAGCUCGCAAUGGCAACAGCAAUCUACGUCACUGUUCACUCAGCAUUCUGGGAGACACUCACGACACUCCUUUGCGCACAGACGAAAGUAGCACCACUCAAACGACUCACUAUUCCACGACUAGAACUAUCAGCAGCGCUGCUAAUAUCGAAAUUAAUAACUUACGUCAAAGCCACUCUUCAAGUUGACGCACAAUCAACCACUCUCUCGACUAACUCAUUAGUCACACUCACAUGGAUUCGAUCACAUGCGUCACGCUGGAAGGAUUACGUACGGAAUCAAGUUGUCAACAUCCAACAACUCACCACAGAUUGCAACUGGCGGUAUGUUCCGGGUAAACAAAACCCAGCUGACUGUGCAUCUCGAGACAUCACUCUCGCUCAGCUAUCAUCACACUCACUAUGGUGGACGGGACCACCAUGGCUCUCAAAGUCCCAAUGCCACUGGCCUUGGCAGCCAGACACUCAGGACGACACCACUAGUCAGGAAGCUCGUCCAAAUCUCACUCUCGUCAUGACAACCACUCAGCCGAUUAAUCAAUGCUAG